Gilbertella persicaria is the source of this 876-nucleotide messenger RNA. Its product is annotated as GPN-loop GTPase. NCBI's taxonomy places the organism in Eukaryota, Fungi, Mucoromycota, Mucoromycetes, Mucorales, Choanephoraceae. The transcript is spliced from 4 exons. The record is from RefSeq and is a predicted model, not a curated record. Gene Ontology annotation, molecular function: GTPase activity. Gene Ontology annotation, cellular component: cytoplasm. The coding region runs from base 1 to 876 and encodes 291 amino acids.
AUGCCCUUUGGACAAGUUAUUGUAGGUCCUCCUGGUUCAGGAAAGACAACGUAUUGUUGGGGUGCUUAUCAAUAUUUGACUGCGAUUGGAAGAAAAGUGGCGAUUGUCAAUCUAGAUCCUGCCAAUGACAAUAUACCUUAUCCUUGUGCCAUCAACAUAUUCGAUCUCAUCACACUUGAAGACACGAUGAAUGAACUUUCACUUGGACCUAAUGGUGGCAUCAUGUUUUGCAUUGAAUACCUGUUAAAGAACAUGGAUUGGUUGACAGACAAACUAAAAGAGCUGGACGACCAUUAUAUCCUGUUUGACUUUCCAGGUCAAGUAGAACUAUUCACACACCAUUCAGCUGUCAAGGACUUGUUACAUGCACUUGAAAAGAUAGACUAUCGUCUGGUAGCAGUCAAUAUGGUGGAUGCUCAUUACUGCACAGACCCUGCUAAAUACAUCUCAGUCUUACUACUUGCAUUAAAGACAAUGAUACAACUAGAACUACCCCAUGUGAAUGUGUUGUCUAAAGUAGAUCUGAUAGAAUCGUAUGGAAAACUACGAUUCAAUCUACAAUAUUAUACAGAAGUGAUGGAUUUGUCUUAUUUACUGGAUUCCUUGAAUGAAGAUCCUUUUGGCUCCAAAUACAAAAAACUAAAUGAAGCAUUGUGCGACUUGAUUCAGGAUUUUUCACUUGUUGGUUUUUAUACUUUGUGUGUUGAAGACAAGGAUUCAAUGACCAAGUUACAACAAGUGAUUGAUAAAGCAGGUGGCUUUAUCUUUGGUGGUCUGACAGAAGGAAAUGAGUCCAUCAUGUUAACUGCCAUGAAAGCAGGUUACCAUGAAGAUGUGAGUGAUGUACAAGAAAGAUGGAUAGAAAAUGAUUUGUAA